AUGAGAGAUGUGAAGGUGGAGCAUCUCAAGGAAUUUGUAGCCGGUCACAAGGGAAGCAAAGGAGGGUUCGUGCAGCUCGGGCUCCUGUUCAUCCUGGCUGCCCUCUGCCAUGUAGGUCACAGCCUGGAGUGCUACAGCUGUAUUAACCCAGCUAAUGGCUGCACUACGGUCGUCAGUUGUUCACAUAAUCAAGAUACUUGUUUCAUCGUUAAAGCCGUGCUACCAAAAACUUACUACCAGUGUUGGAUGUUUGACCGCUGCAGUUUCGAAGCCAUUGCGAAAGCCUUAGGCGAGACGGAGCUUCAGUACCGCUGCUGCCAGGAGAACCUGUGUAACAAAAGUGAUGGGACGAGUAUAUCAGGGAAAACAGCUCUGCUGGGCAUCCUGCUGCUGGUGGCAGUCUGGCGCUUUUGUCUCUAAAUCUACACCAGGAGGGCUUCUCCU
Messenger RNA from Balaenoptera musculus (blue whale), 444 nucleotides. Its product is annotated as CD59 glycoprotein-like. The coding region runs from base 1 to 420 and encodes 139 amino acids. The record is from RefSeq and is a predicted model, not a curated record. The transcript has 2 exons. Lineage: Eukaryota; Metazoa; Chordata; Mammalia; Artiodactyla; Balaenopteridae.